This is a messenger RNA of Adineta steineri, 330 nucleotides long. Lineage: Eukaryota; Metazoa; Rotifera; Eurotatoria; Adinetida; Adinetidae. The record is from the annotation of a GenBank genome assembly.
AUGAAUUCAAACGAUACAAAAAAAGAUGAUGUUUCCAAAUGUAAAUUAGCCCGAUUUGGAAAUAAAAAAGUGGUUAAAUUUUCGGAAGAAUAUCGUCAUCAACGAAUAAAAAAUAAUGAAUCAGUUAAGAAUAGUCGAUUAAAAGCAAAACAAAAACAAAAACAAACAGAAGGUAAAAUGUCGAAAUUGGCUGAAGAAAAUCGUGCAUUAAAUGAACGUGUUGAUUCAUUAAUGAAAGAAUUACAGGUAUUACAAUCACUUUAUAAAGAAUUGGGACAAGAUAUGCCACCUGAUGCUGUUAAAGCACUUCAGCAAAUUAAUAUACAUUAA